Messenger RNA from Trichosurus vulpecula (common brushtail), 639 nucleotides. Its product is annotated as bone marrow proteoglycan-like. The record is from RefSeq and is a predicted model, not a curated record. Bases 1 to 639 code for a protein of 212 amino acids. Lineage: Eukaryota; Metazoa; Chordata; Mammalia; Diprotodontia; Phalangeridae. Gene Ontology annotation, biological process: immune response. The transcript has 5 exons.
AUGAAGCUCUUUCUGAUCCUCUCACUUUUCCUGUUGGGAACAGUCUCCUCCUUUCAUUUGAAGAAUGAGGAUCUCAGGAUAGAUACACCAGAGAAACAAGAGACACUGAAUCAAGAACAAGAGAUUUCAGAUGAAGAGGAGAGCCUGGCCUCUGGAGAAGAUGAGUCCUGGUGGGAAAAGGAAGAGGCUUCAGAGUUAGUCCCAGUCCCAGCUACUAAAGAAGAUGAUAAUGUGUGCCCCAAGGAGGAGGACAUAGUUCAUUUGACAGGUACCCCAGAGUGCCAGGGCUGCCGCUUUCUGCUGAUCAGACAACCAAGAACAUUUAGAAAUGCUCAAUCUGUCUGCCAGCGCUGCUACAGGGGCAGACUGGUCUCCAUCCACAACUACAACUCCAAUUAUCUAAUCUAUAAAGCAUCUUGUGGAAUCAACCAGGGCCAGGUUUGGAUUGGAGGCCAUGUCACUGGCUGGGGUCCCUGUAAGAGAUUCUUCUGGCUUGAUGGGAGCCGUUGGAAUUUUGCUUAUUGGGCAUCUGGUCAGCCUGGGAAUGGUGGGGGCAACUGUGUGGCCUUGUGCACCAGAGGGGGUCAUUGGCGAAGAGCUCCAUGUGUCCGGAGGCUGCCGUUUAUCUGCUCUUACUGA